Molecule: messenger RNA, 1600 nt
Organism: Punica granatum (pomegranate)
Lineage: Eukaryota; Viridiplantae; Streptophyta; Magnoliopsida; Myrtales; Lythraceae
Source: RefSeq, a predicted model, not a curated record
UCUAUUGAUUUUUCGCUCGAGCACAGCAACGUCAAUGGCGCUCACUGAUUCUCCUCUGUAUCAGUCAACAGCUUCACUGCAACUCUCCUCUUCUCCUCAUGGCAAAUCUCCUUAUUCGUCGGCAAAGCUCUCUCCGCUCACCUUCUUCCCCAGCUCACUCUCCGAACGAAAAUCAUGCCCCCAGAGGAAGCUGGUUAUUGUCUGCAAGAAAGUGUCGGGUUUGCAGGAGGCCAUGAGAAUGAGGAGAGAACGGGAGCUUCAAAGUACGAAAAAGAUCAGGAGGAGGCCCCCUCUAAGACGUGGAAAGGUGUCCCCACGCCUUCCCGUGCCUGACUAUAUUCCUAGGCCUCCUUAUGUGGGGUUGCCCAUGUUGCCAGAACUUGCAAAGGAAUACCAAAUCCAUGAUUCUGAAGGAAUUGCUCAAAUGAGAGCAGCAUGUGAGCUUGCUGCUCGUGUGUUGGAUUAUGCCGGAACAUUGGUUAGGCCAUCUGUGACAACUGAUGAAAUUGAUAAAGCAGUUCAUCAAAUGAUUAUCGAAGCAGGUGCUUAUCCUUCGCCUCUGGGCUACGGUGGGUUCCCAAAGAGUGUAUGUACAUCAGUAAACGAAUGCAUGUGCCAUGGAAUACCAGAUUCCCGUCAACUACAGGAUGGUGAUAUAAUAAACAUAGAUGUGACGGUCUACUUAAAUGGCUAUCAUGGAGACACAUCUAAGACAUUCCUCUGUGGGAAUGUUAGCGAACCUCUUAAACGCCUUGUGAAGGUAACUGAAGAGUGCAUGGAGAGAGGAAUAGCUGUUUGCAAAGAUGGAGCUAGUUUCAAGAAAAUUGGAAAGAGGAUAAGUGAGCAUGCUGAGAAAUAUGGCUUUGGUGUUGUCGAGCGUUUUGUUGGUCAUGGUGUCGGCACCAUAUUUCAUUCUGAACCAAUCAUCUAUCAUCACAGCAAUGAAGAACCUGGCUGCAUGGUUGAAGGUCAAACUUUUACGAUCGAACCGAUCCUCACGAUGGGAAGCAUCGAAUGUAGAACAUGGCCGGACAAUUGGACAACUGUCACAGCUGAUGGCGGCCCCGCUGCUCAGUUCGAGCAUACCAUCCUAAUCACGCGAACAGGCGCAGAAAUUUUAACCAAGUAUUGAAGAUAUCUUCACUAAGCUGUCACCGAACCCAUUUUUGAUUUAGUAUCUCAUCUGGGUUCUAAUUAACUCUAGUGGUUAAUCAUACUUGGUUGAUCUGUUCAAUGUUAUCUCUGGCCUAUUUAUUCGGGUUAACUAGCGGAGAGUUUUAUGGUUACCCUUGCUGCACACGAUGUCGGUUACGGGAAGGCGAGACAUUGCAUGACUAAGCAAAGAAAGACCAGUAAAACAAGGAGAAAGCAUGGGCAUGUUAAACGUGUGGACGGAGAGGGUUUUAGCUGUUGGUGGAAUCAUGAUGUUAAGCGUGAGAAUCUUCUUGCCCGGUAAAACUGUCUCCCACAAGUGAGGGAAAGAAUACUCCCCCUGAUUGUCUUCAUUGGUAAAAUGCUGCAUGCGUGUUAAUCGUGUGGGCCUAAACAGCUUUGGUUUUUAUAUCUACAAAUGGUCAGAUUCGAAUUUUUUUAGAUUUUA